This is a messenger RNA of Daldinia loculata, 1541 nucleotides long. Its product is annotated as Calcipressin-domain-containing protein. Lineage: Eukaryota; Fungi; Ascomycota; Sordariomycetes; Xylariales; Hypoxylaceae. Gene Ontology annotation, cellular component: nucleus; cytoplasm. The record is from RefSeq and is a predicted model, not a curated record. Gene Ontology annotation, molecular function: nucleic acid binding; calcium-dependent protein serine/threonine phosphatase regulator activity. Gene Ontology annotation, biological process: calcium-mediated signaling. The transcript has a single exon. Bases 386 to 1174 code for a protein of 262 amino acids.
GGAUGUCAAGGUUUGACUGUGUGGCACUGUAACCUACCUAAUAAUCCACUGAGGCGGCUCAGCGUCUCUUUCGCCCAAAUUCCAAACGAUCCGAGAAUCUACCACUUAACAGGUACCUACCUAGCAUUAACUCAAUUCCACCGCUUCCACUUGCGCAGCCACUACCGAGAUCCCAUACAUAUUCCACUACACCUCCUCCUCUUUUCCUUUCGUUUCCCUUCCUACAACAACCUCUCACCAGAAAACUCAAUACACCGAGAACCCUUCACUUGGAAGAGAAAAAUAUAUUUUAUCAGCGACUAUCUCGCUAACCUUCGACAUUCGCGAAUCGAACUAUCUAUUCUACAUUCAAACCAACCUAGCGUUUGGAGAUUAUCACAAGAAUAUGUCCGGGUCUCAAUCACCGACUUCUACCCCCUCCUCGCCGGCGCGGCCCCUCAUGGAGCGGCGUGGGUCAUCUAGAUCGCUAUCCCUAGAUCUCUCCAGUCUGCCGCCAUUAACGCAGCCAACGCCACCCACAAACACUCUACUUAUCACCAACUUAAACGACACCGAAAUAUUCCGCCCUGACAACCUACAAACGCUUCGUGAGCUCAUUCAAGGAACCGCACCGAUAUAUACGUGGUCGCCAUUAAAAUCAUUCCGCCGUAUAAUAGUAUCUUUCUUCGACGAGCAAGCUGCUAUCAGGGUACGGUCAGUAUGGGACGGUGAAGCAAUCAUGGGCGAGCGGUGCCGAGUGUACUUCGGACAACCUACUCCUCUUGAUCUCCACAAGGACGAUCGGCUGCAGCUUCCCGAUGCCGGCAAAUUGUUUUUUAUCAGCCCGCCUCCCUCACCGCCUCAUGGCUGGGAGAUGAAGCUGGAGGAUGCACCGAACAAGCAAGUUCACGCCGACGACUUAGCGGAGGCCUUAGCGAAAUUACGUCACCAAGCAGCUCCCGCAGACGUUUCCCCGAUCUCUCCGGUUGAGUCUGGGCCUACCACAUUUAAGAGCAGGAGCAGGAGUAGCACCUUAAUCUACCACCCCGAUGAGCAUGGUGGCAGUCCGAAUCUACCAGCUAUUUCGGUAGAUGAUAUGACAGAUGAACCUAUAGAGUUGGGACUUGGUCUGGGUGGAAAUACGCCUCCGAUAAAGACGCAUACGGCCCGGCCGCCUGUUGAGCUUAUGGGAUAGGAAAUAUGUUGCAUACGACUUAUAGUUGAAUAGGGAUCGAAAACGAGUAUAUUUCCCUCGCAGUUCUGAUAGUAUGGCGUUACGGAAGGGCAGGUAGUCAUUGGGUCUUGAGUCUAGAGUCUUGGUCGAUAUCCAUAUUCACCGCAGCAUAACAUCGCCUACGAAAGGGCAUACAUAGCAUUGGGAUGUCGAGCAAUGGGCACGUUGAUGGGACAGAUUAUAUUAGCUGUCUAUAGAUGGUAGAUAUUAAGGGUGAAAAAUGCAGAUGGGUUGAAAGCGCAUUCAUACUAUACGAUAUUCAUUAGAGCUUAUAAGCUAGCCUAGUACCAAUAUUAAGUGUACAUACGUGUUUAUCAAUGUCAGAAAC